CUGGGUGCGUGGCUCGUGGCGCAGGGGCGGGUGUUUCCCUCUGCGCCAGUGAGAUUUGUGUGACUGAAUCCCAGCCUCGCGCCCAUGAUUGAUUAUUAUUAUAUUUGUCCUUUCCGCUGCUUGCGCUGAGGACUCUAUCCUUGCUUUGCUGCUCUGGCCGUUCACAUUUGACUACGUCCCUCUGCGUCCGGCUUUCACUGCUCCAAACUCCCAGCCAUUACCCACCGAACAACCCACGUGGUGGAAAGAUCGAUUGAAUCCAACCCUGCCCUUCCCCGUUUGCGUUCAUCAAAGUUGCGACUGCCGUUUCCACAGCCUCCCUCGACCACUUCCCCUUUCACCAGCUCUUCGUCUUUGUUCCUUUGUUCUUCUUCUUCAACAUCUUGUCGGCUCUUUUUAGCAACAUACAUCAAUCCACCACAAAACCGCUCUUGAGCAUACAUUAAUCCACCACAACACUUCCAAUCUUUACAAUGCGCUUCACCGUCUGCGCUGUCGUCGCCGCGGCUACUGCCGUCAGCGCCCAAUCCUCGACAAUCGUUCCCGCUCCCGUCGCCAGCAACAGUCCCGAGGGUGCUUCCUACGUUGCUACUCUACCGGAGAAGGGCACAGUUCGCGGCUCCAUCACUGGUAUCUCGGGUCCGAAUGGCGAGGGCACCAAGUUCCAGAUCUCUGUGUCGGGGCUUCCUGCAGAGGGCGGUCCUUUCAUGUACCACAUCCACGAGAAGCCCGUGCCUGCCAACGGCAACUGCUCUGGCACAGGUGCGCACCUGGACCCCUACAAACGUGGCGAAGUUCCCCCUUGCGAUCCGCAGAAGAAGGAGACGUGCCAGACGGGCGAUCUCAGCGGCAAAUUUAGGAACCUGACCGGUCCCGCCGACAGCGAUUCUCCAUCGUCAUCCAUCUGUCCAACAAGACGCGCAUCUCGUGCGCCAACUUCACGCUGCAGAACGGCGGCAUUGCCCUUCCCUCGUCGGCUGUCCCGUCGAGCGGCUACGCCCUGCCUACCGGUAUCAGCGGCAACCACUCUGCCCAUCAGCCCUCCGGCACAGGCUCUAGCCAUGCUUUCACUUCUGCGCCACCCACGCAGCCGCCCACUCCUCAGCCUUCCAGCGGCGCUGCUAGGUUGGUGGUCGCGGGUGCCGGUGCCCUCGCUGGAGCCGUUGCCAUGAUGUUGUGAGCAGCUCUGGCUUGCAUAGUGCACGUGUUGGCGGCAGGUUUUGAAGGAACACAUUUGGCGGUGGUAAUGGCUGACGAAUGGCAUCAAUUGCAUAGAGUCGUGAUGAUGAAUGCGGAUACCGUAAUGGGGUGGCCUUCCUUUCUGCUAGGCGCCUGGUAUAUGUUCUCUUCUUCCAGCUUUAAUGAUUCUUGGCUUACCGGGCAAUGCGUUUGCGAAGGGGUAAUGCAAUGCAGUGUAGAUACCAAUAAAAU
Molecule: messenger RNA, 1431 nt
Organism: Westerdykella ornata
Lineage: Eukaryota; Fungi; Ascomycota; Dothideomycetes; Pleosporales; Sporormiaceae
Exons: 3
Coding region: 474-1172 (232 amino acids)
Biological process (GO): superoxide metabolic process
Molecular function (GO): metal ion binding
Source: RefSeq, a predicted model, not a curated record